This is a messenger RNA of Sinocyclocheilus rhinocerous, 3676 nucleotides long. RefSeq names its product protein SON-like. Lineage: Eukaryota; Metazoa; Chordata; Actinopteri; Cypriniformes; Cyprinidae. Gene Ontology annotation, biological process: regulation of mRNA splicing, via spliceosome; regulation of cell cycle. The record is from RefSeq and is a predicted model, not a curated record. Gene Ontology annotation, molecular function: RNA binding. Bases 66 to 2951 code for a protein of 961 amino acids. The transcript has 9 exons.
CGGAAAAAGAAGCUGCUAUUGAGGCAUUCUGGGAUACUGGCGGACCCAACAACACUUCUACUGUGAUGGCGACCAAUAUCGAGCAGAUUUUCAGGGAUUUUGUAAUGAAUAAGAUUAAAGAAAUCGAAGAUGAAACUGAAGAAAACAGUGUGACAGAUGAGCCACAGUCUGAACCUGUGACGGAGACGAGAAAAGAUGGACUUGAGGAAGAAAAAAUGAACACACCAACAGAUAAAGUCACGCAUACUGACCUCCAAGACAACCAUGAUAAAGAGGACACCAGCACUAAACACAGGAAGAGUAAAAAGCACAAAAAACACAAAAGCAAAAAGAAGAAAAAGAAACGCAAAGAAGGAAAAGACAGCAGCUCAGACACCGAGUCCGACAAAGAGACUCGAGAAAGUGGGAAGAAAAAGAAAAGAAAGAAAAAGAAAAAAAGCAAAGAUGCAGACAAAGUGAAAAGAUCUGGCUCUCGAUCCGAAAGCUCUUCAGCAUCUGGUUCUGAAUCCGAGUCCGAAACGAAACCUUCAAGUGAAAAUACAAAGUCCUCUUCAGCAGGUCAGACGUCAAAGUCCGAGCUCAAAGACUCAUGUGGUGUUGGUAAGCCUCAGGAGUUGCCUGACAUUAUUCCCAAGACGGAGAAUUCGGUCCACAAAAGCACAGAAAAUGAAAGGCCCAAGGAGAAGAAAAGAAGUUCUAGCAGGACAUCGAAAAGUAAGGAGAGCUCCAGAGGAAGACGAACCAGAUCGAGAUCCCCAAAACGACAACGGCGAUCAAAGUCAACCUCCCGCUCUAGAAAUAGCUCCAAAAAGAGGUCUCAUCAACGGAGAGAGAGAAGUAGAUCGAGGUCUACGAGACGCAACAGUCGGUCCAGGUCUCGUUCUGUCAGAAGAGGCAAGCGUUCAAGAUCCAGGCGAACUAGAUCAAGGUCUGUUGUAAUCUUAAAGAGGAACAGAAGGUCUACAUCAAAAUCUAGGUCUCGCUCGCCACGGCGUUCUAGGAGUAAGUCUCGAAGCAGAACGAAACCUUCGAAGUCAAGGUCCGUUUCGAAGUCAAGGUCCGAGUUGAAACCGGAAACUGAAUCGGAUCCAGUGGACAAAAGUGAAAGUUCUGAAAUGCAAACAAAUGUGUCUCAAGACACAACUGAGAAUAGAAAAAGUCCAACAGUGGCUGUGAACUCUGACACCAAGCCAUCUGAAAUGGCAUCCAACAUCUCGAAUCCUGGUUUCAACGCAGUUGGCUUUAAAGGAUCUUGGCGACCAGUUCCCUUCUUGGCAGAGCCGUCCAAGUCUUCCCAAAAGUGCAUUUCACCCGAGGUGCCUUUGGAAGUGACCAAUGUAUCUGAAGAACCUUCGACGUUCUCAACCGCUGCGCCAAAAGAUUCACAGUGUGCUGCCAACCCUGAGACGAAAGAAACCAAUCCAAAUCCAACUUUAACUUCAGCCGAGACGAGCCCAACCUCGCCAUCCAAAUCUCCCAGUCACAAAAUAUCCUCAAGAUCCAAAGAGGCUGCGCGAUCCGGAUCAAAGUCGCCAACGAAAAAGAGAAAAUCCAGGUCGUCUUCGCGGAAGUCUCGAUCGCCCUCUGAAAGGAAAUCGCACAAGUCUAGAACGAGGAGCAAACGCUCGAAAUCGAGGUCGCCUAAGAAGAAAAGGUCGAGAUCUCGUUCGCACGGCCGUCGGAGGAAAUCUCGAACUCCGGACAGAAGCAGACGGUCGAAAUCGAGAAAGAGGUCACGCUCGCGUUCGAGGAGGAGAUCGCGAUCCGGCUCGCGCUGGAGAAGAGGUUUCGGAAGCCGGUCGCUAAACCAGCGGGACCGAUGGAAACGGGAACCCAGUCGAUCUCCGGUCCUCAUUCUCCGUAAGAAGAGAUCAGCGUCCAGAACUCGACGCAGCAGCAGCAAGACGCCUCCACGUCUUACGGAACUUGAUAAGGAGCAGCUGCUGGAAAUAGCUAAGGCUAAUGCUGCGGCUAUGUGUGCCAAGGCUGGCGUGCCGAUCCCAGAGAGUCUCAGGCCCAGAUCUAUUCUUCAGAUGCCCUUGCAAACCCCAAAUCCCACAUCCUUGUCUUUACCAUUGCCAGUGAUGUCAAGCAUGACAAUGAACGCUGCUAUGGCUAGUAUGACUGCCGCCACCAUGACCGCUGCUUUGUCCAGCAUGGGUGCUUUGGCUUCCUUGCCACAGCUGGCCCCGUUACCGACAAUCGUCAACAAGCCGCCAUCUUCAGCCACACCCAAUCUCGCCAGUAUUGAAGAAGCCAAAAAGAAAGUAACGAAACAGGCGAACAGCUUCAGCAUUAAAGAGCUAACAGAGAGAUGCAAGAAGAUCGCCGAGAGUAAGGAAGAGAUGGCCAUCGCAAAACCACACGUGUCAGACGAUGAAGAGGAUGAAAAGCUAUUCGGAGCUUCCCUUAAGGAGAAUAAGGGCAUCGCGUUCAGUCUCGGUAACUCCUCCAUAAAGCCGGCCGUCCGAACCGAAGUGGUCUUUGCUAAGGAGUUCCCGGUGUCCUCCGGCUCCCAGCACAGGAAGAAGGAGGCUGAUGGAGCGUAUGGAGAAUGGGUGCCGGUCGAAAAGAAAAUAGAAAAGCCAUCUGCAUCGAGUUCUUCUGGGACUGAGGAAACCAGCAAGGACAAUGAUAGCGUCUUUCCUGAAGCACCUUCUCAGCCUGUGGACAUCACUUUGGCCGUCAGUGAGAGAGCGGUCGCACAGAAGAGACUGGCGGAAAACCCUUUCGACAUCAGUGCCAUGUGUAUGCUGAAUCGGGCUCAGGAGCAAGUCGAUGCAUGGGCCCAGUCCAACACGAUCCCCGGCCUCUUCACAGGCUCCACCGACGCUCAAGUGCUCUCGUCCGAUGAGCUCUCUAACAGCGGCCCGCAGGCCUGGAUUAAGAAGGUACAGCCAUUAAUCGACGGCACCACUCGUACUAUGAUGUUGGACAUAUAUUGUGCUUGACGGUUUGUGUUUUGCAUCAUAUUUGUGUGUUAAAUUCCCAAGAAUCAAAGUAGACAUCAUUUCCUCGUGCAAGUUGGCAUAGUACAGUCAGACCCUUUUGACUUAUUGUGCUUAAUUGAGAUUUACACUCUUCUGACAUGCGCUCGCGUCACACUUGAAGGGUAAAACAGAUCCUGAAACGCCCAUCAUUCUCUCUUAUAAAGACAUAUACAUAAGAACUGUCAUCUGUGAUUGCUUUGCCAAUUGGUGUACCCAUCCGAGUCGUUGAUCGCACAAUGAUUGUCCGAUUUUCAUAAAAUAAGCAUUGAUUUUCAACUGAAGGGUAUCCUUGGAAACAGUCUUGCCACUACUGACGUCAGCUGAAAGAAAGAGAAACGGCAAAUAAACGAGCAAAUAUUUGACCUGAUCGCCCUGUUUUGAGUCUCUCUGAUGAAACCGUUAGGCGCGGUAACGGUUGAACAGGUACACCACUUGUGCACGGUCAUGCAGAUGUUUUAUAUCUGAAAUUCUGUCGUGGCAGAUGCAAUGAUGGAUGGGCAACGCAACUCACUGUACUCCUCUAAAAGUGUCUUUUGAGAGAGGGGAGGAAGGAAGAGGAUGUCUCUCUGCUCCCUCCUCUGAUUGACCAAUGAGGAGAGACAUACGCAUCAGGAUCUGAAAUCUGAUUGGAUGAGCCAGUGUAUGCACACCUGUGACCACACGUUUACAGUUAGAUUAAUGAUAUG